AUGCUUGGAUUUUGGCUUCUAUCCUGCGCCGUUGCGGGCCUUCUGUGGUUUCUUGCAACGCCCCUACGAACAGGGCUAUGGUCCAUUCCGGGACCUUGGUGGCGCCGCUACACAGACAUUUUCCAGGCACUUGAUGCUUAUAAUGGGCGAACUUGUCAAGUCAUCAAGCGCAUGCAAGAGGAGUAUGGCCCUGUGGUAGCCGUGGGUCCACGAACGGUCAUCUUCUCAGACCCAGCCAUGAUAGACAAAGUUUACGCCACAAGGAACCCAUUCCCGAAGAGCCAUCACUGGAUGCCACUGCGGACCGAGCUGAAAGGUGUUCACUACCCAAGCCUCAUAGCCAGCGAGGAAACUCAGACCCAUGCUUCUCUUAAGCGGCCCAUCGCUGGAGUGUACGCCAUGUCAAAUGUGGUAAAGUCAGAAGCUUUCAUUGACGAAAACAUCUUCCUGCUGGUCAGAAAGCUGAACCAAGAGUACAAUGGCAAAGGCAAAUCUCUUCCAGUCUUUUCAUGGAUGCACUACUUUGCGUACGACACCAUCAUGAAACUCACAGUUUCCAAUGACUUUGGACUCAUCAAAGGUGAAGCUGAUCGAGAGGGAAUGUUUAAAGGCGUCGAUGCUGCUCAGACAUACCGAGCCAUGGCUUCCUGUAUGCCUUGGGUUCACGCUCUCCUCAAGGGCAGCCCCGUUACAAAAGUGUUUGAACGGCGCAUGGGAUCGUUCCCGAAAAGAGCCCGUGAGCUCAUCCAGGCCAGGAGGGCCAACGGGGCCAAGAAAAUCAAUGACGGCCGAGAGGACUUGCUUAGCCAGAUCUUGGAAACCCGGAAGAAGCAUCCGGAAAUCGUGGAUGAGCGCGUGGUUCACGGAUACGUCACCACACCACUGCUCGCUGGUGCAGACACGGUGACCAUCGGGCUGACCUCUGUUGUAUAUUUCGUUGGCAAGCAUCCCGAAGUUGCCAUGAGGCUGCACAAGGAGCUCGAGUCCUCGGGCCUCCCAAUGCCGCCUCCUUGGGCCGCCGUCCAGAAGCUACCAUACCUCGACGCAGUCAUCCGAGAAGCAUUCAGAUCAGUCGCCGUUUCAGGCUACACCACGCAUUUCAACACGGACAUUUACGGCGAUGAUGUCAAUGAAUUCAGGCCCGAACGCUGGCUGCAGAGUCCGACAGAGAACGGGGACGACUACGCCGAGCGCAUGCGUCAGAUGAACAAGGCAGAUCUAACCUGGGGCCAUGGCGAUCGGGCUUGCAUGGGCAAAAACAUUGCGAGAUGCGAAAUGUACAAGCUGAUGGCGACCUUGUAUUCCGUCUUCGACAUCCGGCUUGUUGACCCGACCAACGAGUGGAGAAUCAAGGAGACUGUGCUGGCGAAGCAGGAAGGCGUCGAGGCGAUGAUCAGUCUCAGAUCCGACGCGGCUAUGCAACGGUUGGUGGAGAAUACCAAAGAUGCACAGGUUGUUGCUUGA
Hirsutella rhossiliensis is the source of this 1464-nucleotide messenger RNA. Its product is annotated as cytochrome p450 domain-containing protein. The record is from RefSeq and is a predicted model, not a curated record. Lineage: Eukaryota; Fungi; Ascomycota; Sordariomycetes; Hypocreales; Ophiocordycipitaceae. Gene Ontology annotation, molecular function: heme binding; monooxygenase activity; oxidoreductase activity, acting on paired donors, with incorporation or reduction of molecular oxygen. The transcript is spliced from 7 exons. The coding region runs from base 1 to 1464 and encodes 487 amino acids.